GUUAAGCCUCCUCGUCCAGAGAAACCUGCUGGUGUUUUGGCGAAGAAGGGGUCACCAUCUAGCUCGGCAGACAGCACUCCCACGGGAACACUUAACAAGUCAGGUAAUUCACUACAUCUCUUACUACAGAAUGAGAUGUAA
Messenger RNA from Homarus americanus (American lobster), 141 nucleotides. RefSeq names its product SH3 domain-containing kinase-binding protein 1-like. The record is from RefSeq and is a predicted model, not a curated record. Lineage: Eukaryota; Metazoa; Arthropoda; Malacostraca; Decapoda; Nephropidae. Gene Ontology annotation, molecular function: protein binding.